Hyla sarda is the source of this 962-nucleotide messenger RNA. It is a transcript of the gene GLOD5, whose product is annotated as glyoxalase domain containing 5. The coding region runs from base 173 to 658 and encodes 161 amino acids. NCBI's taxonomy places the organism in Eukaryota, Metazoa, Chordata, Amphibia, Anura, Hylidae. The transcript is spliced from 4 exons. The record is from RefSeq and is a predicted model, not a curated record.
GGGCAACUUUUCCUCUGGACAGAGUUUGUCUCCCCCCUGGAGUCUAGUCAGGAGAUUCGGUUGGUCCCAUUAGGUGAAUUGCAGUGAUGAGACUCCGCAUCCUCUCUGCAAAGCCAGAGGAUUUAUGGGAAAUGGAGGCAGCAUUAGAGAAUCAUUUCUGCUUUGAAUUAGAAUGAAUAUGGCUGAAAAGUCAUACCAGCUAAAACAGUUUCAGGUCGGCCCUCGGAUCAGCCGCUUCUUCUCGGACGCUCCGGCUCCAUUUCAUAUCAAACAUCUGGAUCACCUGGUGCUGACGGUGCGGAGUAUAAAGGAGACCACCCGCUUCUACACCCGGGUGCUGGGGAUGGAUGUGGUCACCUUCAAGGGGGACAGGAAGGCGCUGACAUUCGGUGUACAGAAGAUUAAUCUCCAUGAGGUUGGGAAGGAGUUUGAGCCCAAGGCAAGACACCCGAAACCGGGCUCAGCAGAUCUGUGUCUGAUCACAGAGACCCCCCUCAGCACCGUCCUACAACAUCUGCAGAUCUGUGGUGUCCCGGUAGAGGAAGGACCUGUGUCUCGGACCGGAGCUGUGGGGGAGAUCCAGUCUGUGUAUUUCCGGGAUCCGGAUCACAAUCUAAUAGAAGUAUCAAACUAUGCGUCCGACCUGAAGAAACCCUAAAAGGAGCUGGACAAAAUUUAACAUGUCUUCAAAAGGAGGUCUCCAACCCGCACUGCCCCACCCCCACCUGCUGUGAGAACUAGGUUAAGAGACUUUCUGAGGGUUCUCAUUCAAUGACAGCAAGCAGAGGUAUUAAAUAUAGCUUGGAAGUGAAAUACAAAGUAUAAUUGAGAAACUGGACCGGCCCUUUAAGUUUGGUGAAAGCUGCAAACAUCAUGGACAGACUUCCUGCUCACUCACGGUUGUACUUGCUCUAUAGUAAGCAAUGGUGUUAUAAAAUGUUGCUGACCGAAUAAAUUAUUGU